Staurois parvus is the source of this 393-nucleotide messenger RNA. NCBI's taxonomy places the organism in Eukaryota, Metazoa, Chordata, Amphibia, Anura, Ranidae. The record is from the annotation of a GenBank genome assembly.
GACGCCGGUCAGUGCCCAUGUGUUAAUGGAGUGGCAGGAGUUAAAUGUGACAUUUGUGCCCAUGGAUUUUAUGGAUAUCAUGAUGGUGGCUGUACACCUUGUGACUGUGCGCAUACACAGAAUAACUGCAACUCCCAGACCGGAGAGUGUAUCUGUCCCCCUCACACACAUGGGCCAAAGUGCGAAUUCUGCGAUGCCAACUACUGGGGCCAUGAUCCUGAGCUUGGAUGUCUGGAAUGCAACUGCAGUACAGAUGGGUCUUCCAUUCUCCAGUGUGACCUCACUACUGGCCAGUGUCUGUGCAGGAAGGAGUUUGCUGGACAGACUUGCAAUACUUGUGUAUUUGGAUACAGAAAUUACCCCAACUGCAUCUCCUGUGACUGUGAUGUAAAA